Molecule: messenger RNA, 1017 nt
Organism: Uloborus diversus
Lineage: Eukaryota; Metazoa; Arthropoda; Arachnida; Araneae; Uloboridae
Exons: 1
Coding region: 1-1017 (338 amino acids)
Source: RefSeq, a predicted model, not a curated record
AUGCAUGUAUUAAUGUACGUAUCAUUAUAUUUUUUCAGGGAAAAUAAUAAUUCAAAGGGUACCCAGACCGAAGGCUUUUGGGAAAUAAUUGAUGAAUUGAAUUUUUUGAGGAAAGAACUGGAAAAAUGCAGAGAACAUGAAUGUAAUGUAAAGUUUGCUGCAGACAAUAUUACAAAUGAUGAACAAAUGAGGUCUGUAACCGGAUUCACAAAGGACAGAUUUGUUGCUUUGUAUAAUUUUUUGAACAUUGAAGAAGAUCUUGUGCAAAAUGCAAAAUUGUCGCAGUCAGAACAAUUUUUCCUAUUUAUGGUGAAGUUGAGAACUGGUAUCACUAAUGAGUUCUUGGCCAUACUUUUUAAAGUUUCUGACACGACUGUGUCACGAUAUUUUACUCAUGUAGUGACUGUCAUAUACCAAAAGCUUUCUCUACUUAACAUUUGGCCAAGUAGAGAAUUGAUACAAUCACACAUGCCUGAGCAAAUUCGGGCUGAGAAUCGGAACUGCCGGGUAAUUGUAGACUGCACCGAGUUUAAGAUCCAGCAACCCAGCAACCCUGCUCAGCAACAAGUUACAUUUAGUAACUAUAAAAAUUGCAACACUUUAAAAGCCAUGAUAGGCAUAUCACCUUCUGGAGCUAUUACAUUUGUUUCAGAUUUAUACUGUGGUAGCAUUUCCGAUAAGGAGUUGUUUAUUCGUAGCGGUAUGCUACAAAAGCUCGAACCGGAGGACAUGGUCAUGGCUGACAAAGGCUUUCGUAUUGAUAAAGAAUUGCAGGCAAAGCAAUGUACAUUAAAAACACCUACCUUUUUAGGUGACAGAAUUCAGUUUCCAGUUUUAGAGAGGGAAAAUAAUAACAUGCUCUCUAAUAACCGAGUUCAUGUUGAGAGGGCUAUAGGGAGAAUAAAAUUUUUUAAAUAUUUUGAAGGAGACUUGCCUUAUACAGCUUUACACAAUGCUAAUGAAGUGUUUUUUAUUGCAAGUAAUUUUGUAAAUUUUGGGGGUCCAUUAAUCGAGUAA